AUGAAUCUCCGUCUACUGACCCUUGCCCUCGCGGGCCUCGUGGCUGCGAGCCCGAUGGAUCUCCAGGAACGCCAGUUGUCUAGUGGAAAUGAACUCCGCACUGGCGAUUGCAAGCCUAUCACCUUCAUCUUCGCUCGUGCCUCUACCGAGCCAGGCCUGCUGGGUAUCUCUACUGGCCCCGCUGUCUGUAACGACUUGAAGGCUGCCAAGGCAAACCAGGUUGCCUGCCAGGGUGUCGGACCAGCGUACACGGCUGAUCUGGCUUCGAACGCUUUGCCCGGAAACACCUCCCCAGCUGCUAUCAACGAAGCCGUCGGUCUGUUUGAAGAAGCCGUGAAGAAGUGCCCAGACACUCAAAUCAUUGCCGGUGGUUAUAGUCAAGGCACUGCUGUUAUGGAUGGCUCCAUCUCCAAGCUUCCCGAUAAUGUCAAGGAGAAGAUCAAGGGUGUUGUCCUUUUCGGGUACACCCGCAACGCCCAGGAGAAAGGUCAGAUCGCCAACUUCCCCAAGGACAAGGUCAAGAUCUACUGUGCUGUGGGAGAUAUGGUCUGCGAUGGUACUCUGAUUGUGACUGCUGCGCACUUUACCUACGUCGCCAACACGGGCGACGCCACACAGUUCUUGCUGUCGAAGCUGAGCUCGUCGUAA
Molecule: messenger RNA, 648 nt
Organism: Penicillium cataractarum
Lineage: Eukaryota; Fungi; Ascomycota; Eurotiomycetes; Eurotiales; Aspergillaceae
Product: cutinase family protein
Exons: 3
Coding region: 1-648 (215 amino acids)
Biological process (GO): carbohydrate catabolic process
Cellular component (GO): extracellular region
Molecular function (GO): cutinase activity
Source: RefSeq, a predicted model, not a curated record